This is a messenger RNA of Passer domesticus (house sparrow), 1586 nucleotides long. Its product is annotated as zinc finger protein 70-like. Gene Ontology annotation, biological process: regulation of transcription by RNA polymerase II. The record is from RefSeq and is a predicted model, not a curated record. Gene Ontology annotation, molecular function: RNA polymerase II cis-regulatory region sequence-specific DNA binding; DNA-binding transcription factor activity, RNA polymerase II-specific. NCBI's taxonomy places the organism in Eukaryota, Metazoa, Chordata, Aves, Passeriformes, Passeridae. The transcript has 3 exons. The coding region runs from base 471 to 1169 and encodes 232 amino acids.
UUCAGUUGUGGCCUGGUUAGGGAGCACCAAAAUGGAUUGUUUCCCAUUGCCGGGUGUUCCAAGAGCCCCAGAGGAGAGCUCAGGGGGCCAAGGAAUGGAGAGCAGGGACUGUGCAGGAGCUUCAUUGGUAUCAGUCCAGCUGCCCUUUUUUCCUUAUAUGUGCUCCCUGAGAAUGUUCUCCCCUCUCCUGCCCCCCAUUGGUCCUGGUUUACUGCAAUGCUCCACCCCUGCUACCUCAUUGGUUCCCCAGUUGGCUGCCCCUCCUCUGCACCACCUGUGCUCACUUCCCAUUGGCCCUUGACCCUGAGAUCCGCCCCUUUCCCCCCUUAUCAAACCCUGUGUUCUCAGCCCCAUUUUGUCCCUGUCCCUGGACCCUCUACAUUGCAAUAAACUGUGUUUGGAGCUCUGCACAAAGAGCCGUCUCUGGCCUUGUCCAUCAGCAGGAUUUCUGAUUCCCAAACCUUGGGUGGAUGGAGGCUGCCAGGAAGAGGAAGAUGCCCCAGGACACCCAGGGAGAGACCAGGGAGGACAAAUCUCUGCGGCAGAACCUUGUGGAAGAGGCCAUUUUGAGCGACGCCACGGGGCAGGAAUCCAACAGGGAGGAAAAGGCACUGAGAUCCCCCAGGAGGAGGGCCUGCAAACCCAACCCAGGGUGCUCUGAGGAGGAAAGACCCACCCUGAGGCAGGAAGGUGGACAGAGCUUCAGCCAGGGAUCAGAGCUGGUGGCCUAUGGGCAGCUUCAUGGUGGGGAGAAGCCCUACAAGUGCUUGGAGUGUGGGAAGAGCUUCAGGCAGAGCUCACACCUGAUCAGCCACCAGAUGAUCCACACUGGGGAAUGGGCCUACGAGUGUGGGGAGUGUGGGAAGGGCCUCAGGUGCAGCUCAGAACUCGUCAGGCAUGAACUCAUCCACACUGGGGAAAGGCCCUACGAGUGUCCCCAUUGUCUGAAGAGGUUUCAGACCAGCUCCAGUCUCCUGCGCCACCAGCGGAUUCACACAGAGGAGCGGCCCUUCUGCUGCCCCGACUGUGGGAAGGGCUUCAAGCACAACUCCAACCUCAUCAGGCACCGGCGCAUCCACACCGGGGAGAGGCCCUACGAGUGUCCCCGGUGUGGGAAGAGCUUCACCCAGAGCUCCAACUUGACCAGACACCAACGAAGGCACCGGUAAGGGAAGCCGUGCAAAUGUCCCAACUGCAGGAAGAGCUUCUUGCACUUCUUCAGCUUCAUCCACCAUUGGAGAACCCACACUGGGAAGAGCCCUGGUGAUCUAUGUUCACUGUGAUCCAUGCUCGGAAACACUCGUCUGUAUUCCUGCCCCUGCCAAUGGCAUGAUGUGGGAUUGAAGAACAUGAAGGUCUGGCCAUGGCCAUGUCAUUACAUUCACUCCCACCUCGGGUCAUUGCCAGGGACAGGGAAAGGGAUUCUCUCUCUCUCUGCCUGAGGACAAGGGUGUCCUUUCCAGGCAGGAUGAAAUACUAGGCCCAGAAGAGCCAGGGAUUUGUGUUGUAGUUUUCCAUGUAAAUAAUUUUUCUUAUCCCUUCUGUUAUCAAUAUUGUUUCUGUUCCUGUUUUUUAUCUCGUUGAUG